AUGAAGAGAUCUAUCUCCAGUGAGGAUGGCAGCUCCAAAAAGAGGCCUUCCUCGGCUGUAGCUGGUAUAACGAAAUCGAUUUCUGCUUGCAAGAGAUGUCGCUUAAAGAAGAUCAAGUGUGAUCAGGAGUUCCCAAGCUGUUUGAAAUGUGCUAGAGUCAAAGUUCCCUGUGUUUCGCUCGAUCCUGCUACUGGGAGAGACGUUCCGCGGUCAUAUGUGAUGUUCCUAGAGGAUAGGUUGAAAGCUAUAAUGGAUAAACUAAGGGAGUGUGGGAUUGAUCCAUCAGAAGUCCAAGGGAACUUACCAGCAACAAGUAGUGAUAACCCUUCUGCUAUACAGCUCUUUGAGGAAUCCCAGCGUAAAGAACACGAAGUUCCGCAUGACAACAAGUAUGCUGCAUAUUUGAUCAAUCAGGGAACGUCCAUGCAGAGAGGUAUAAGUUCAUCCAGUUUAACGAAAGAUUCUCAGGAAAAUGCAACGAAAACUACUCCUGAGACUUUUUUCCCAGAAGACUCAAGGAAUAGCGAACAAAGUGAAUCGAAUAAGAAUUUUGCUGCAACAGGGUCACUCAAGAACAAUGCCUCAAAUUCUUAUCUUGGAGAUUCAUCAGGUAUCCCAUUUGCUAAAUUGGUCUUUACUGCCGUAAAUUUCAAGCCUGAUUCAGUGAAUGAGAGUUCCGAUGAUGAGAUUAAAGUGAGAGAAGAGAGAUACGAAGAUUAUGCGAAGUCCGAGAGCUCGACAGAUUUCGAUCCGUUAUGGUUACCACCGCGAAAUGUCGCAGAGAGCCUCAUUACUAGGUAUUUUGUCGAUAGUAAUACCCAAUUACCAGUGCUGCAUCGAGAGUUCUUUUUGAAGAAAUACUUCGAACCGAUUUAUGGGCCCUGGAAUACUACCAUUUCUAUUGUAUCGGAUCACACAAGGAUCAAUACGGCAUUUAAGCUACCAUCUAACGCCUCUGGAGGGGAAACUGAAGAUUCGCAUGAGCCUUGGUUUGACGUAUGGCUUAAGAAGGUUGAAGAAGGCGAAAAAAAUAUUCAGCUACCUCGCUGGGUCCGUUUGCCUUACUUCUUUCUCAACAUGAUCUUCGCUAUAGGUCAUGCAGUCGAGGUGUUACGAUCUGAUAUAAACCACGUCGUUUUAUUCAAGAGAAGGGCCGUGCAAUUCUCUGAAGAACUUUAUGCAUCAGAUGAUAGGAUGGAGGCUCUAGCGGGUACCGUCUUGACUGCGAUUUAUUCCUUGAUGAGGCCGAAUGUCCCUGGUGUCUGGUAUACUAUGGGUUCGGCGCUGAGGUUGACUGUUGAUUUGGGACUUCACGCUGAAAAGAUUAACAAGAAUUAUGAUCCUUUCACAAGGGAAUUACGAAGAAGACUUUUCUGGUGUGUCUAUUCGCUAGAUCGGCAAAUUUGUGCAUAUUUUGGCCGCCCAUUUGGGAUCCCAGAGGAAAGUAUCAGUGCGAGGUAUCCAAGUUUACUUGACGAUGCUCUAAUAACAACAUUCAAUGAUGAUAUAGAGGACUACUCAAAAGUUCAAACUUCAAUGGCAACUUCAAAAGUCAUAGCUUUGGCAUUCUUUAAAGUACGAAGAAUUCAAGCUAACGUGCUCCAAGUUUUAUACGCUGAACACGGUGACAUUCCAAGAAGGUGCCCUGAUCUGGAAACUUGGCGAAGUUCAGUGCAUAGUUUACUAGAAAAAUGGCUCGAGAAGGAUGUCCCUAAGACUUACAGAAAGAUGAACUGUAAGUUCAACAUGGAGUUCUUUCAUCUGAAUUAUUAUCAAACAAAAUGUAUGUUGUAUGGAUUAUCACCGAAGAACCUGUCGUUAAGCCCCAAAGCUUUCGCAAUCGUUUAUGAGAAUACAAAGGGAACCAUAAGUACUUAUGACAAGAUGUGCAGCAGACAGAAAAUUAACUUCACAUGGGUUACGGUACACAAUUUGUUUAUGGCUGGUAUGACUUACCUCUACGUUGUUUAUUACUCGGAUAGAGGAAUUAACGAAGGACAACAAUAUGUUGAAGGAUACACAGCCAGCAUAUUACGUGUCUUAAAGGAACUUAUAGGCACUUGUGAGGCAGCUAAAAAUUGUUUCGUCAUUUAUAAGGUCUUAUCAGCGGUUGUAAUCAGGCUAAAAUUUGAUAUGCCGCAACCUGUUCUCAUGUCAAAGGCUUCAUUUGGGCAUGGAAUCACGUCAAAUGGUAUGACAGCGUCAGAGACAAAUCUUUCCCCGAUUGAAAGAGUAGGGAAUAACCCUGGUGAUAUGCCUAAAAUGUCCUUCGCGAAACAAGAGCCUACUGAGUCUUUUGGAGUGCCUCUAGAUCAGUUUUUCGCUGAGCUUGAGAACACGGCUUCAGCAUCAGAAAAUGAAUCGAGCAACGGCCAUCUUUCGAGUGUGAACUCGCCACUGUUUACUGAUGGCCAGAGAAACCACACCAAGCCUGUGAGAAUGUUUGCUCCAGCGAAGGACGGACAGCGUAUUAUUGAUAUGAUUUCGCAGGUUACUACCGAGUCGAUAUGGGAUGAGUUUUUCGGUAAAGCUGGAGCUUCAGAUACCCCAAGUGCAUCAGAUAAUGUUAAUGAAAAUGAUCUAACGUGA
Molecule: messenger RNA, 2589 nt
Organism: Torulaspora delbrueckii
Lineage: Eukaryota; Fungi; Ascomycota; Saccharomycetes; Saccharomycetales; Saccharomycetaceae
Gene: PPR1
Product: Ppr1p
Exons: 1
Coding region: 1-2589 (862 amino acids)
Biological process (GO): DNA-templated transcription; positive regulation of transcription by RNA polymerase II
Molecular function (GO): DNA-binding transcription factor activity, RNA polymerase II-specific; zinc ion binding; sequence-specific DNA binding
Source: RefSeq, a predicted model, not a curated record